CAUGGCUACCUAGUAAUCACAGAAUUUUUUUUAUCACACCCAUCAUAGCUGAUAUCUUUUCAAGAAGUUUUAAGUCAAGAAAUCAAGAAGAGUUACAAUUAGUUGCAUUUGAGACUAGAACUGCAGGUAUAAUCGGAAGCAGGUCUGUUUCAUAUGCAAUUCAAGAAAGGAAGAAAACCCAAAGAUGUCGAUUUCUCUCGAUCACAGUAUGUUAGAUUUACAAAAUGAAAAGAUAACAACCAAAGCAAGUUCCAACACAGCCUUAAAUGGAAUGGACUUAGGCACGAAGGAGUAAAGGUAAAGUUACAAACAACCAAUGGCUCCAUGCAUGAAAAAAAAAUUUGGCGAACGACAAAGGGUACUGAGUUAAUUCGAGUAUUCCAAUUGGAUCUGUGAUGGCGUGUGUCAUCAAAAACUGCCAACAACAUAUGCAGGGAUAUUGAAGGAUCUUCGCAGUCCACAACGGUAGGCAAUAAAAAGUAAGCGGAAUUGGAAUUCGUCUUAAGUUUUAAUAGAUAGGGUGACAGUGCGGCUGUAAACUUCCCAUCUUAAAAAUUAUGCCGAAAGCAGAACUUCUAGUAUUCCUUCUAGUUUCAGGUGGAUUUUUUUUUCAGUGCAUUAAUUGCGAAUGCCGAAAAAAAUCGCCAUAUUCAGAGAAAACCUUCCACUUUGGAUAGAAAACUUAAGUGGGAAGUUACUGUAGCUGCCUAAUUGUCCGAAUUUUGAAACAGAAAACCGGUUAAGAGGUCAGCGCCCUAAAAAGGAGAACAGCCUGAACAAGCCGCUUUCUCUCGCUUACAAAGAAUACUAUUUUGGACAACGAAAAUGUGUUACCGAAACAGGUUUCCUUUGGAAGUCAUUCAGCGAUAUGCGCGAGGAAUCGGUAUGCCGUGCCGAGACCUGCCACACAAGUGAUGUUACCAUCGGCCAAUAGCCUCAUCUACGAAAAUUUGAAUCGAGAAAAUGAUGAAAUGUACUGGAUUGACUCGAGUGUUCCGACUAGAUCUACGACAGCGAAUAUCAGUGAGAAUUGUCUGCAACAUACACAGGAAUAUCUCGUAGCCCUUCGCAGUCGUCAAUCGUGGGCAGUAAAAAUGUACGAAUCCUCCGGAAGAUUGGUCGAACACCUCCUCUAUAUUGCCGGGAGCGAAAACGUGCACAUCGAGUCUGGAUUGUUUGACGACUGUAUCUCUGUCCGAUCGGAUCCAAUCGCUUUCCAUGGGCAGUAUUGCACUGUAUUUUUUGGCCUGAAACCUGUAACAAACGAUCAAAGUGUCGAUGACCACGAAACAACCUCGAGUGAUGACUAUUGGACAUCGCAAGAAAACGUUUAUGACAGCGCAAAGCCAGCAGUAGGUUUUUGCCUCCCGUCAAGUUGCACAGCAAAGGAUUUACGCUCAGCUAUCAGCCAACGAGUUGGAUAUCGUGUCACUAAAGGUGCAAAUUUCUCGAUCACCGUGUUGGCAAGCGAAAAUAAUUGCUACACGCAAGAGAAAAUCAAUAGUACGACGUUCGAUACAUUCACCCGUAUCGUUUUGUCGGUUUUCUGUCUUUUAGCUUUUAUCGUUCUAUCAGCAACAGUUCACGAUGCGUGGACUGAAAAUGAAGUUUCAAAUGACUCCCCGAAAUCAUUUGCCCUUCAGCUGCUGCGUUGUUUCUCUGCUCAAAGAAACUGCAGAUCAUUGUUGUCCACUAGCGAAGAUGCAAAAAGCAGUUUAUCUUGUUUGCACGGAAUCCGGGUCUUGAGUUCCUUCUGGCUUGUGUUACUCCACUUCUGCGGAAUGGGCACAGUCGCUAGGCAGAUCUACAACAGGCCAAUGGCUUUGAAGUCGGUAUUUCGAUGGGAAGCUCAGUUCAUCGCUCAUGCCACCUUCGUCGUAGACACGUUUUUCUUGAUAAGUGGACUUUUAGUUGCCUUUGGGCAAAUGCGCUAUUUGGACCAAAACAACGGAUUCUUCAAUAUCAAACGAUUCUACAUUCGUAGAUAUCUAAGGUUAACUCCAGCAUAUGCAUUCGUUUUGAUGUUCAUCAUUACCGUCCUCCCGCAUCUGGGAACGGGACCUGAUUGGAAUUUUGUGCAACGCUUUAGCCAAAGUGUUCGUGGUAAUUGGCAUUCCCACCUCCUUUACAUAAACAACUACGUCUUUCCUACUCGAUUUACCAGCCCUGAUUAUGGGUUUGGUGAGGCAUGGUACGUUGCCUGCGACAUGCAAAUGUUUUGGUUAAGCCCAUUGUUCAUUUAUCCAAUUUGGCGUUGGCAAAAAGCUGGAAUAAUUUGGACGACAAUCAGCUUAUUGACCCUUUUCGGCAUUUCUCUUAAUGCAUUCAUCUCAUAUGAUCUACCCGCCACAAUUCAAUUGUCCAGAAAAUCGGAACUUGUCAAGCUAGACGCAUUCGCGAAUAAACAUUACUUGGAUACAUUUGCCAGGAUGCCUCCGUACAUUAUAGGAAUUCUCCUCGGAUGGCUGCUUCACAAGACAAAGAAUAAGAAAAUUCACAUCAAUAAAUGUCUAGUGACUGGUUGCUGGAUAUUGGCCAUACUUUUCGGAUUACUCGUCAUCUACGCAAUGUUUCCGUACGUGGAUGAAAAUGCAGUUCCAGUCAUAAAUCCAUUUGUUCGAUUCUCUUAUGGAGUUCUUCACCAUUCGGUUUGGGUGAUUGCGGUUGGUUGGGUUGUCUUCGCCUGUACUCACGGAUACGGAGGUUUUAUCGAUCUCUUUCUAUCGUGGAAAGUGUUUCUGCCGUUUAGUCGAUUAAGUUAUGGGGUUUAUCUGACUAACCUCAGCUUUAUUCUUUCAUACGGAGCUAACACACGUAAACCGUUGUACGUAAGCGACAUGUAUGUCGUUACAACAUUUUUGGGAAUUCUGUUAUCCGCAAUUGCUAUUUCAUCCUUUCUCUUCAUCUUCGUUGAUAUGCCAUUCCAAAAUUUGGACAAACUUCUGUUCUCGGAAAACUCAAAAGCUCCUAAGACGAAACAAACGUAAUUCUGUAACGGAUCUGCCGACCAAAGUAGCGGAAUAAAUCAUGAAUAGAUCAAGGUUUGAUAACAUUAUUUCUUGGAGAGAACAGAAAAAUGUCUUCCAAAGUGAAAGCCACCGAUGACAGAAUAUUAAAGUUCGUAAAAUGUAAAGAUUUAGGUUAACCCUAACCAAGUCCUUCUAUUUUCGUAAUAAAAAAAGACACAAACGAUUGUUGCUAA
Messenger RNA from Daphnia carinata, 3202 nucleotides. Its product is annotated as nose resistant to fluoxetine protein 6-like. Gene Ontology annotation, molecular function: acyltransferase activity, transferring groups other than amino-acyl groups. Bases 915 to 2987 code for a protein of 690 amino acids. The record is from RefSeq and is a predicted model, not a curated record. The transcript has 14 exons. Lineage: Eukaryota; Metazoa; Arthropoda; Branchiopoda; Diplostraca; Daphniidae.